AUGAGUGACAACUCGGAAAAGAAUCUUCUUCAAAUACUGAGAGGAGGUGAGGAAGAGAAUGAAGAGUUUCUCUGGGAUGUGAUGAGAGAUCGCAAGUGUUUCACAUACUUGAGCGAAGAGGUUGGAGAUUUCCCUCCACUUCUCGGAAACAUAAGCCUCAACGUGGAACAUGACCUGCGACCGUUCUAUAAGUACAGUAAACAGAACAACAAAAGUCACUGCACUUCCGAUGGACGAGUUGCAUCCCAUGAGCACAUCGAAUAUUGGAAGAAUACAAUUCGUAAUGCGAAGAGGUACUGUCAUUUCUCCAUGCACUACAUGAGAACGUACAGCAGGAAUGGCUCUGAGUACCUACCUCACCUAGACACCGAACUACGGUUAGUAGUGUUCAAUAUCGUUUUUCAACAUCGUUUCCGUUUUUAA
Molecule: messenger RNA, 423 nt
Organism: Cooperia oncophora
Lineage: Eukaryota; Metazoa; Nematoda; Chromadorea; Rhabditida; Trichostrongylidae
Source: the annotation of a GenBank genome assembly